Molecule: messenger RNA, 3511 nt
Organism: Atta colombica
Lineage: Eukaryota; Metazoa; Arthropoda; Insecta; Hymenoptera; Formicidae
Product: nuclear pore complex protein DDB_G0274915
Exons: 10
Coding region: 200-3481 (1093 amino acids)
Source: RefSeq, a predicted model, not a curated record
GCGUGCAGCUAACGGCACUGAUAGUUCUCACGUCUGCUGGAGCACGAAUCCGCCGACGCGACACCCGCGUCGAAUGGGGACCGGUCGGUGGUCCUCGAUUGCGCGAUGAACUGCGAGUGAACCUGUUGGGCAUCCGCCGUGUGCAAACACUCGUCGAGGACGGGGUCCACGAACAUCGCGAAGAGGCUGAGGGAGAGACAUGCCGAGGUGCCGACGAGGAGCGACCUCGCGUGGCCAGGUCCUCCUCCUGCGUCUGCUACUGGUUUGCGCGCUCAUCGCCACCGGUCACCAAGAGGAAACAGUUCGAUCCUGGGACAAGCUCUCACAGUUGAUACCAACGAAUUCGGUGUACGAGAAGCAAGACCGAAAUGCAUCACCGUCCAGCAACGAGGCGGAUGCAUCGCUGGCGCACUUGCCAGGGGAAAACAAUGUGAUGGACAUAUCGAAAUCAAAAGAGGGAGACAAUCGCAAAGGAGAGGAGGAAGAGAAGGAGAAAGAACCUAAGCUGACGUAUGACGUCGAGGAAUACGAAGAUGAAGAUAAGCACGAAGAGGAAGAGCUCGAGGAGGAGGAGGUUGAACAAAUGGAGGUGGAAAAGAAAGAUCUUUCUGAUAAUGAGAAUGGCGCAACAAAGAAAGAGAGAUCUCCACCGGAAACCAGCAGCGUGUCGAAUAUUGAAACGGGAGACAAGGAUGGGGAUUAUCUCGAAGAUCUCCCGACGAAUCAAGAUGACAAUACGUAUUAUUAUUAUGAAGAGUACGAAAAUGGAAAUCGUUCUCGGUAUGACGCUGAAGAAGGUGAAAAUCUCGACUAUUUAGACACGGAAUCUGAAGAGGAGGAUGUCACGCCGGCGAAUUCGUCAGAAUUGGAACAUGGCGCUUUAGAAAAGAGAGAAGAAGACGUUUCGCACGAGUCAACUUCUAAUUCGUCGCGAAUUGUCGAAGAAAAAGUCAACAAUCCGAUAUCGUCGACUGAGUUGGAGCAAGGCUCGUCCAUGGAGGGUAGCGAUAAAACAUUCACUACGUUCGGCACAUCCGGGAAAAAGGAUUUCAAGAACGUUUCCGCCGAGGUCAGUUCUAUUUUGAUAGGCGGUGCCGUGGUCUCCGUGGUGACUACGAAGAGUGUGGUGAACGGUACAAUAUCAGUACCGACGACGGCCUCACCGGUUACCACAGAGCAAGUUCCGUCGCCGCCAUCGUCGUCGUUGUUACCCAAGAUAACCGAGGAACAUCCAGAAGUAACCACGGAAGACUCCGCGAGAAUCCUGGCUUCUGUGCAAACCAGCCGCAGCGUAUCGGGCGCGCGUUUUCUGCCGUUUCCAGUAAUAGAUCGCAUAGAGCAGGUGGAAGCACAUAGUGGAUCGCUUGAGAGCAAAAAGACGUUGCAACCACCGUCAACGGAGAGCAUUAUUGACAAACUCGACUGGGCGCAGUCCAAGCUAUCUAGCGAUCUUCUGCCAGCGGCUAUUCUCGGUACCGGUGGUUUCCGAAACAACGGUAAUACGUUGCAACUAGAUGUGUUAGCCGAACGAGAUCGCACAACGACGACGACGACUCGCAGGAGUUUCACGACCACGGCCAAGAUACCGGUCAUCGGGAAAUUCAUACCACGACGUUACAAUGACAGAAAACUGAAUUAUACCAGCACUAACACGGCAAAGCCGCGAUUUGAAACUACGGUCGACACUCUGGAAGGUUUGUUGCCUCGAAAUUACGUGUCGAGAGGAACUACUUCGAGUGCAGUUUCCAAGACAAAUUUCAGAUGGCCUUCUUCGAAACCGACAUCCACAGAAGCAACAGAAACAAAAACCACAUCGACGAUAUCACGAGCGAAACCUAAAGCCGACAUUAUCGUCCAAGAUAUUAGUGUAUUCCUGCCUGCAGGAUACAAACUAAAGAAAGAAGAUGCAGUUGUCACGGAGAAUUCCCUUCUCAGCGAAAUCCUCGCCAAAUCUAAGGUCGAUAUUUCGUCUCUCUUACCACCUGGCUAUGAUAAGAAGAAAGAAGAGGAAGAGUCCAAGUUAAAAGAUACUAAAACGACAAUAUCGACAACAGCAAAAACGGCGAUAGCGAAAAGUACAGGCAGCUCUCCGGAAAAGAUCGCCCCAUCUAUCCAUGAUCUCUUCGCGUCUUCUAAAGUCGAUAUUUCCGCCUUAUUACCUAAAGAUUACGAACAAAAAAAGAAAGAUUCCGUUCCAAACAAUAAAGCUACUGAUGACGUGAACAGCGAGCAGAAUAUGACAGAACGAACUGAUUCCGAGUUGCCUACCACAAAGAAAGCUGGUGGCUUGAAGAUCGUAUUUCCCAGUAGACCAGGUGGUCGCAAACCGAUCCAAAAAAUAACUACUCCGCAGACACCGCGUGGAGAUGGUCCAGGCACGGUAACGCCAAAAAUACAAAAGGGAUGGCCAACCCGAGCUACUACAGAGUUCACUGGAUGGCCAACUUCGUCCACUACGCCGAUCUCCAUCGAAAAGUUAUUGGAAGCAGCUCGCACAGCUACAGUAGCGUCGAUAAACAUGUCAUUUAUUCCCAGUACGAACGAAAUCUCGAGUACAUCAUCGUCGACGUCGACGACGACGACGACACCAAGACCGACUACUCCUGGCAUAUGUGAUGAUGAGUGCGAGGUCGCCGGCACAAUACGCAUAAUAGGAAACGCGACGUGGGUGCCAGAAUUGUACGAUCGAAACACUCACGAGUGGCAAGAACUUGCAAAUCACGUGGAACGAGAAAUGAACUUUAUAUUCUCGAAAUCCAGCUUUUUAAUGAAUUGGUACAAAAAUAUAAGGAUCGAUUCUUUCAGUCAAGGCAGCAUCUUAGUAGAUUACUUUGUCGAGCUAGCCAAUUUACAACAGAAAGUGAACACGCAAGAAUUAAAAGUGAUUUUCCACGACUCGCUCAGGACAUACAAUGCCAAUCGGUCGAAUGAAACAAGCUUGAAAGGUCCACUAAGGAUGGGAAUGUUUACUAUCGAUCCUAAGUAUACCGAUUUCGUAGUCAUACCUAAAGUAAAUAUGCCGCAGUAUAUCGAGAAGGAUGAUAGAUUGAUACCUCAGUGGGCAAUUGCAGUGAUAGUGAUAGGUGUCGGAGGUUUGCUAUUUAUUAUCGUGUUUGGUGUGUCUGUGCUCGUCAACAGGCAAAAUGGAUCGAAACUAAAACCGACCAUGUCGACUAUUUAUGAUGAAGAAGUGGUUAAGCACGCGUCGAGUCACAGAUCAAGUGACUAUUCGAAGCCAGUAACCCACACAAUAUGGACCGAUCCCGAUGUCUCUUGGAAUGACAAGUCUUUUGAAUCAAAUUCUAACAAGAUUUUGGUCGACAAGUCCUUCCAGGACAAGAAAUACAAUAUGUACGACAGUUGGCGAUCCGAGUGGAACGGUUAUUAUUACAAUCCUUCGCAUACGAGCAGCAAAUACGGUUACGACAGUACCACGAACUUGUCGAACCGUCACCAUCCCGAUUACGACACGAAUUUCUAAACGGCAAUAAACUGCAAUUUCUUCUACCAA